AUGCCUGAAGAUUCCAAGGGAAAGAGCGCGCCAAAUGUCGCUGCCAAGCUUUCGGCACUACCCAAGAAAUCGCUGUUCGAACGCCAGAAAGCCGAAGCCGAAGCUAAACGCGCUCGCGAGAAGGCCGAGACUGCCGCAGUCUACGAGGAUUUUGUCAAAUCGUUCGAGGAUGAUGAACCGAUUGUUUCUCGGACCGCAGAUGGACGUCAAGGCGCAUUUGGUAAUAGAGGCGGUGGUCUGGGAGGAGGACCAGCACGGCGACACUUCACAACGUCCGGCCCACGGACCAGUGGUCCAGGUUCGCUGGGCCCGCCGCCCCCAUCGCUAUCUCGCAAGCGGACACUUGAAGGAUUUACACCGGCAUCACGAAAUCGAGACUCGGCGCAGGGUGUUCUAGGAUAUGAGCAUCCAGGCUCGACAGGUCCACCAUCGGCCUUUCGCAGCCCAUCCGACGAUGAAGACGAUCGAAGGGCCGAAAUAAAGGAUGCCGAGAGAGCUGCUGCUAAACCAACUCUGUACCUGGCAUCGCUUCCACCCGGCACAUCUCCCUCCGUGCUCAAGUCCUUGAUUCCGUCGUUUCUGACCGUGGACCAUGUGAAUGUUCUCCGGCCUCCUACCCAGUCCCCAUUCGAGCGAAAAUCGUCAGCUGCAAUUGUCACUCUCGCUAGUGACACUGCUGCUUCCGACAUCGAUAACGCAGUAAGCGCCCUCCAAAAUAAAUACUUGGGCCGGGGUUACUAUCUAUCUCUUUCCCGACACCUCUCAUCAGCUGCGAUCAACUCGAAUAUGCCGCCAACUUUGGGUACAUCUACGACUAACCCCCUUCCAUUUGGCGCAAAAAAUGUUCAACCAACUUUUGGCGGCAGCUUAAACCGUGCUCCACCCCAUGGACCUCAUCGUGGAGGAUUUGCACCUCCGAGCUCCUAUGGUCCCACCCAUGGCAGAAGUGGUCCAUCUACACAAGUUGAAGUGAAAGCGCCCUCGGAUAUCAAACAACUAAGACUUAUUCAUAAAACGCUCGAAAAUCUUCUAAAUUAUGGACCAGAAUUUGAAGCAUUACUUAUGAGCCGACCGGAAGUGCAAAGAGAAGAAAAAUGGGCCUGGAUUUGGGAUGCGCGAAGUGCUGGUGGGGUUUACUACCGGUGGAGACUAUGGCAAAUUGUGACCGACCCUCGAGCUCGUGGUACUAAAAGGGCAGCAAUCCAAAAGACUGCUGCCAUUUUCGAAGGCGGAGCACAUUGGGUGGCCCCAGAGAGCAGCAUUCAAUUCGAAUACUCUACAUGCCUUGAUGAAUUUGUGUCUGAUGAGGACUACAACUCAUCCGAUGAGGAGCAGUCGGAUAAUGAAGACGAGAGACGAAAUAUUGGAGGUGGACCUCCUGAAGGAGCCAAUGGACAAAAUGAUGGUCUCGGCUAUAUGAAUCCUUUACAAAAAGCCAAGCUUACUCAUCUUCUUGCACGAUUACCAACCACUCAUGCCAAGCUCCGGCGAGGUGAUGUCGCGAGAGUCACCGCGUUUGCAAUUAAGCAUGCAGGAGCUGGUGCCGAUGAGGUUGUUGACAUGAUUGUACUGAAUGUUCUCAAUCCGCUAGCAUAUACUGGGGCAAACCCUCACCGCGAAGUGGAAAGGGAUGCUGCAAAUCUGGAGAGUGGCGACAAAGACAACACGAAUCCAUCCAGAAAUCAUAUGGAUGUGUCUUCUGCCAGGCUCGUGGGGCUCUAUAUCAUAUCUGAUAUUCUCUCAUCUUCAGCCACAAGCGGUGUCCGCCACGCAUGGCGAUAUCGGCAGUUAUUUGAAAAUGCUCUCCGCUCGCGAGAAGUAUUUGAACAUCUUGGUCGGCUUGAGAAGGUUUUGGGUUGGGGCAGACUCAAGGCUGAGAAAUGGAAGCGAAGUGUGGGCUCCCUUCUUCAUAUGUGGGAAGGGUGGUGUGUUUUCCCACAGUCAAGCCAAGAACAUUUCGUCGAAAUGUUUGAAACGCCGCCAGUGACUGAAGAAGAUCAGAAGGAAGCCGAGAAGUCCGAAGCCGAACAUGCGGCCAGUGCCUUUUCCAAGAGCAAGAACCGUUGGAAGACUGUUGAUGAUGACCCUGCAUCUGGAAAGUUCGACCCAAGUCGCCCUGCAGAGAAGCUUCCUCAACACGUUAGCAUGCCCAACUUGCCCGAUAUUACAGAAGACGAAUCCAUGAGUGACAUCGACGGGGUCCCAAUGGAAGAUAGCGACCUGGAAAUGCCAGACGAGGACUGGGAGCCCAUGGACGAAGACGCAUCGCCGCUAGAAGAUGACGACCAUACACAAGAUCCACUACCCAAGGAGCCCAUGCAGCCCGAGCAGGCCACCGGGCAGCAAGAGGAAGAAUCGAGGCGAUCACGAAGGCAACGGCCCAAAGCCGAGGAUAUGUUUGCGUCGGAGUCGGAAUGA
Molecule: messenger RNA, 2418 nt
Organism: Penicillium macrosclerotiorum
Lineage: Eukaryota; Fungi; Ascomycota; Eurotiomycetes; Eurotiales; Aspergillaceae
Exons: 1
Coding region: 1-2418 (805 amino acids)
Biological process (GO): RNA processing
Cellular component (GO): nucleus
Molecular function (GO): RNA binding
Source: RefSeq, a predicted model, not a curated record